AGUGGUUGGUCCCUUGCGGUGCGCGUGCGCGGGCGCGUGGCACUUGGCCCGCUCUAGCUGGGACAAAAGUCUAAAAAUUGAGACGGGUCCAGGGAGCGAGGCGAGAUAGCAACAGCACCGAGGACGUAGUCGGAGACAAGAUGAGCAGCGCCGACGAGCUGGCGAAGAAACUCGAAAAGGACCUCGAGGAUCGAUUAGCAGGUCUCUCGAGCGAUGCCAAUGCUGGCAACGAGGAUGAUGCGAAGGCGUCCGAGGUCAAAGAAGAGAAAGUCAGUCCUGAAAGCGCUGUCCAUGUAGCGGAGGACCGCGCGACAGAGCAUGGUGGGCCGGACGGAAGCGCACAAGACGACACGGAGAGCAAGAAUAGAGUCAUGCUGAGGGAGGAAGAGCAGAAAGGCGCAAGUGAGAAGCUAGAGAGGAAGGAGGAAGUAGAGGGGCACGACGAGGAGCCGGAACGGCCGGAAGUCGUGCACGCAACACCAAACAAUGCCUCGAAAGAUGACGCGCAGUCUGAGAGCACCGAAGUAAAGACGAUGGGCGGCAGUGGAGCAGCAGAAGCAGCAGGGACAGCGGCAGAAGCAGCGGAUCAGAAAGAUGAGGGCGGCAUCGAGGAAGCCGAGGAGGGCAAGGAAGACGCUCAGGCAAGUGGAGCGGACACCCAGGAUGGCAGAGAGGACCGCCCAAUGCCGCUUUCGCUUCACUCGAGCAACUUCGAAACCACACAGGACAAGGACAGGGACUUGCCGGCGCCGCCAACGCCCGCGAAGGAGGAUGUUGCUCUACCUUCAACACAGGAAGUAAUGCAGAAGCCAAUUCCUGCAACGCCUGAGCACACCAAGAACAGUGAGCAAGCCACGAGCAGCGAGGUUGAGGCGGUCGCACGAGCAUUUGGAAAGACCAGCCUGGCGGCUGAGGGAUCUCCUUCUACUGGGUCGUUUGACGCUCCCGUCUCGGCUGGCGUCUCUUCUUCGCAGGUGCUCUCCGUCCCACAGCAAGACUCUCCCUCGUCACAGGGCAGCCCACUGACCCCCAAGAGCGGGGGCAUUAGGAUAGGAAAAGGACCACCGCCAUCGACACCGGCCAGUGAGGAGAAGCCAUUUGAUUUCAAUCGGUUCCUCGAGCAAAUGCGUCAUCGCAGUGCUGGUCCUGUGGGCGAAUACGUGAGAAGCUUCAUCAAAGGAUUUACAAAGAAGCCAUAUAGGACACAAGACCAGACGAAGCUCAUCUUUGACUUUCUCGACUUCAUCGCGGGCAAGAUGCGCGAGUGCGAGGUGUGGGCCAACGUAUCGGACACCGAAUUCGAGAAUGCGACAGAGGCCAUGGAGAAGCUCGUCAUGAACCGUCUGUACGCCUACACAUUCAGCCCGGCCGUCCGCCGAGAGGGCAAGUGGAGCGUCCAAACCGACGACCUGGAGAGAGACAGGGUCUUGAAACAGAGGAUCAACCUCUUCACAUGGGUCACUGAAGAGCACCUCGAUGUGCCCCGCGGUGACCACUCGAAGGGCUUCAUCGAUUUUGCCAUGCAGGAGCUCUUAAAGAUUAACCACUACAAGGCCCCUCGAGACAAAUUGAUCUGCAUCCUGAACUGCUGCAAGGUCAUCUUCGGUCUCAUUCGGCACCUCUCAACAGAAGAAAAUGCCGACACCUUCAUUCCUGUCCUCAUCUUUGUCGUGCUCCGUGCCAAUCCCGACCAUCUCAUCUCCAAUGUCGAAUACAUCGGGCGGUUCCGCAACCAAGAGCGGCUUUCAAGCGAGUCGGGCUACUAUCUCUCGAGCCUGAUGGGCGCGAUCGCCUUCAUCGAGACGAUGGACUACACUUCGCUCAGCAACAUCACACAAGAACAAUUUGAAAAGAACGUAGGCGAUGCGGUCCAGAGCAUAAGCACCGAACAGGAGUCUUUGGAAUCGAGUCCGGGAAAGGAGCGCUUGCAUCAGUCUGGCUUCGAAAAGAGUACGACAUCAGGAGGGAUCCCUUUGGCUUCAUCCUCCGACAUGACGCCCUCAUCGUCACAAGGAGGCGGUUCAGGAGACGAAGCCGCACGCGCGCUUCCCAUUGCGCCGAUGGCCGCCACCUUGGCCGAAGAUACCAGAGCUUUCUUCCAGCGGACAGGAGAGGCGGCGCGGGCCGGCCUCGGAGCCAGCUUUGGGAAACCGAUGGGAGCACUGGGAAAGCUAUUUCAAGAAGGGCUGGACGGCCCCAGAAUGCCAAGUGGUAGCCAAAGCAACCCCGAGGCGGGAACGCCAGCGAGGAAUGAAAGCCCUUCGCCCUCGCUGCCAACAAGCAAUAGUGCUCGAUCAAGAAUGUGGGGCUUAUUUGGCGUCGACGACGACGGGAAGAGUCUCGGAGAUCAGGCAUCUCCCAGCAGGAUUCAGCAGCGCCCAAGUUCCUCGUCAUAUUCGGGCACUGCGUCGCCUUCUUCGACGCCUAAUGCCUCUGCUACAAGGCCAUCAUCAGGCUUCAACUUGGGUUCGUGGUCUCGGUCUUUCCGUGGAGGCAUGGAUGCAGAGGAGGAACCUCAGACACCACACUCGGACGAGCUCCGUCAGGGCCCGUUCUCAGCUCUGGCUUCUCAGGGUGGGCCUCGAAAUGUGGCUCAGCAGCAAGGAGGCGGAACGCAACAACCCAAUGCGCCGCGCGCUCAGAGGGUGAGGCCGGCCGUGCAGGGCUACCCUGGAGCGCCUCCUCCUCAGCCCCUUCAACAGGCACGGCCGGCACGUAAACAAAGCGUUGAUCCGUACACGCUCGAGGACGAGCCCCCGGAAGACUCGGGGGUGCGGACACCUACGGACGAUGGAAGCUUUGAUGACCAUGAAGGCACCGGUGCGGGUAUGACGAGGCUGACGGGAGAUACGAGCUUCUCGUCUUCGACGGGUUCUUCCUCUUCUCAUGCCGCUGGCGCUACUGCUGCUGCUGCCAUUCGACAACAGCAACUGCAGCAGGAUCAGCAGAGGCACGCGAAGUCUGACAGUGGGAGCGGAGCGCGUUCGCGUUUUUCGGACUUGGGAGGCUUCCUGCCGUCCUUUUUGCAAGAGACCAACUCGCCCUCGGCUGGAAGGGGCAGCAGAGAGCAACAACAACAGCAGCAAGAGCUAACUAGAGGACUCUCUCAAGGGUCUGCAGGGGCUGGUGCCGCUGCUGGUGUCUCGCCUUCCUCAGAAGGCAUGGACGAUGCCGAAGCAUCUGCCGCCCAGGCAGAGAUCGAUCGGGCCCAUCUGGCUGCAGGCGUAGAGACGCUUCGAAGCAUCUUCCCAUCGACUGAACCAGACGUCUGUCAGAUGGUCUUAGAAGGCUGUCACGGAGAUGUUCAAGCCUCGAUUGAUCGUCUCCUUGAAAUGUCUUGAGGCUCUGGCCUCUGUUGAUGAAAUUCAAUACAAUACAAGAACGAGGAGGGAUCGCCGUCUACUGCUGAAACUGGUCCCAAGGGACAUCACCAUCCUGGUACUUUUCCACUGGCCUUUUCCACGUCACGAUCUUUGCCGCGUCACUCUUUGCGUCCGCCUUGAGGUCUCUCCGGCGAAACGGUAGGACGAGACCCAGCUCCCAGUUCUGGCAUGUAAGCUGGGGCGGUGCCGAUGCAGAAGCUGACGAAAUGUUGCCCCAUGCGGCCUG
Acaromyces ingoldii is the source of this 3609-nucleotide messenger RNA. RefSeq lists its product as hypothetical. The transcript has 5 exons. Gene Ontology annotation, biological process: vesicle-mediated transport. Gene Ontology annotation, molecular function: small GTPase binding; guanyl-nucleotide exchange factor activity; ubiquitin binding. Bases 141 to 3341 code for a protein of 1066 amino acids. Gene Ontology annotation, cellular component: cytosol; endocytic vesicle. Lineage: Eukaryota; Fungi; Basidiomycota; Exobasidiomycetes; Exobasidiales; Cryptobasidiaceae. The record is from RefSeq and is a predicted model, not a curated record.